AUGCCUCGCAGCGGAGACGGAUCCAGCCACAAUGGCCCAUUCGACGAGGCCGGCCACAGCGUUGCCCACGGUGUUGGUGAUGCCGGCACAGACAAGGUCGCACGCGCCGACAAGACGGCGCCCAUGCCCGAGCCCGAGAAGGGCCUUGCAGUCGAGGGCCUCGGCGCCAGCGGCGGCCAGAGCCAGGGCAUCAAGCAGGGCCCCAACGCUGGCCAGGGAGGCAGCGGCUCGUCCAACUAG
This is a messenger RNA of Hirsutella rhossiliensis, 240 nucleotides long. RefSeq lists its product as uncharacterized. Lineage: Eukaryota; Fungi; Ascomycota; Sordariomycetes; Hypocreales; Ophiocordycipitaceae. The coding region runs from base 1 to 240 and encodes 79 amino acids. The record is from RefSeq and is a predicted model, not a curated record. The transcript is spliced from 2 exons.